Cooperia oncophora is the source of this 522-nucleotide messenger RNA. Lineage: Eukaryota; Metazoa; Nematoda; Chromadorea; Rhabditida; Trichostrongylidae. The record is from the annotation of a GenBank genome assembly.
AUGGUAAUUACGAGGUGUGUCAUUCAUGUGCAAUGUCGUUAUAAAUUACCAAGGCGAUAUGUUGUGGGUACCACCAGCGAUUUACAAGAGCUCAUGUAUCAUAGACGUCGAAUUCUUCCCAUUCGACGAACAGGUGUGCACACUGGUGUUCGGAUCCUGGACGUAAACAAUGAGAACGAGAUCAAGCUCGAGUUUGAACAAGCCGAAUUAGCAGAUCUUUCCGAAUAUGCGCCGUCUUCUAUUUGGGAUGUGAUUGACGCUCCAGCACAACUGGUGAAUAAACGAAGUCGAAUUGAAUUUCAAGUAAGAAUCAGACGGAAAACGCUUUUCUACACAAUUAUUCUGAUCAUUCCAACCCUGCUGAUGGGCUUCCUGAAUAUCGCUGUCUUCUUUCUACCUACUGACUCAGGUGAGAAGAUGACGCUUACAAUUUCCAUAAUGCUCUCGAUCGUGGUAUUCCUUUUACUUGUAUCAAAGAUCCUUCCUCCUACAUCCAGCACGAUUCCGCUAAUGGCAAAGUGA